CGCCAGCUUUUCAGCCUUGUCAAAUCGUCCCCUACAAACAAACUCACGCGACUCCAAGACGCGACGAACUGCGACGGCGCCAUUGAACCAACAAACUUCCCGGCGACGCAUUAUAGAUCACGGCCCAUAGAACGCGACAGCUUUACUCGCAAAAAAACAAACCGAUCCCCCAGUCUCCCGAGGUAACCCCCAGCACCACUACCAACAGCACCAAAUAGCCGACAACCAAGAUGAGGCUCACAGCGGAGCUCAUCAAGGGCUCGCUGUCCUACCUGAACCCGCUCAAGGAGCGCGAGCUUGAUCUCCGAGGACAUCGAAUCCCGGCGAUUGAGAAUCUGGGUGUUGCAGGCCCCCAUGACUCCAUCGACUUUACCGACAACGAUAUCCAGGUGCUGGGCAACUUCCCGCUGUCGCCGCGCGUGCAGACACUGCUGCUGGCGCACAAUCGAGUGUCGAGCAUACAGCCCGCGCUGCCGAACGCAAUUCCGAAUCUGACACAGCUCGUGCUGGCGUCGAACCAGAUGGCCGAGCUCGCGGACCUGGACAUGCUAGCGGGCUUCAAACGGCUGACGCACCUGGUGUUGGCGGAGAACCCCGUGACCAAGAAGGAGAACUACCGGUACUGGGUCGUCUGGCGGUGUCCCUCAGUUCGGUUCUUGGACUACCAAAAGGUCAAGGAGGCGGAGCGGGAGAAGGCGAGGGAGCUAUUCGGUACGGCACAGGAGCCCACGGCUGAGGCCUCCAAGAUUAUGGGCAUCAAGUCCAAGCAACUCGACCUCGGCGCCUCGAACGGUGCGGUCGGCGGCGGUGGCGGCGGCGCUCCCUCCAAGCUCUCGCGGAUAAAGCUCACGGAUAAGGAGAAGGAGCGGCUGAAGGAAAUGAUCAAGAAGGCCGACAGCCUGCAGGAGAUUAUCCGGCUGGAGAAGAUGCUGACAGAGGGCACUAUCCCGGCGGGCGUCCACCUGGACGGAGACGCCACCAUGGAGGACUGAAGCCAUUUGAGAGACGAUACGCAGUAGAAUGUGAGGGAUGCCACAAAUCACGAUCAGUAGCGGCAGGGCAGAGUCACGGGAGGGUGGCAUGUGUUCAUAUCAUGGACUGGCGUUUUUUUCUGCUCAUUUACGACAAAAGAAAAGGGAUUUGUUGUUUUUGAAAACUUUUUUUAUUAAUGGGAACUC
Molecule: messenger RNA, 1178 nt
Organism: Colletotrichum destructivum
Lineage: Eukaryota; Fungi; Ascomycota; Sordariomycetes; Glomerellales; Glomerellaceae
Product: Putative U2 small nuclear ribonucleoprotein A'
Exons: 5
Coding region: 231-992 (253 amino acids)
Biological process (GO): mRNA splicing, via spliceosome
Cellular component (GO): U2 snRNP
Molecular function (GO): U2 snRNA binding
Source: RefSeq, a predicted model, not a curated record